Molecule: messenger RNA, 1048 nt
Organism: Ctenocephalides felis (cat flea)
Lineage: Eukaryota; Metazoa; Arthropoda; Insecta; Siphonaptera; Pulicidae
Product: transmembrane protein 134
Exons: 2
Coding region: 344-856 (170 amino acids)
Source: RefSeq, a predicted model, not a curated record
CGCGACUUAAUUCCCGAGUCUUGUACAAGACAAAACGUUCAUAGUGCAGUGAUGGAUGCGCAAGUGUGAAACUUAAAACCUAAUUAAUGGGUUUAAUACGAGGUUUUAAUUAAUAAAUAAUGUUUUAUAAAUUGAGAUAGAAAGUACAAAAAAAUAAAAAAAUGUAAAUUAAUAGAACUUUUGAUAGUUCAGACUAACACAUUGUGACAUCAAACACAAUUGCCCGACAAUGCAUCAAAAUUGUUUAAUGGUUAAUCAUGAUUUUAUUAAUAAUACUUGAGGAAUACAGCUAUUUUUGGUAGUACGCUAAAUUUAAGUGAAUAAAUGCAUCAUAUUAUUUGAAAUGGCUACUGCAUCUGGUAGUAAAAAUCAAUAUUUUUCUAUUGACGACGCAUUUGAAGAAGAAACCGACGAAGCCAUCAAAAUAUACGGCUUAAGUAACAGCAGAUUACAAUCCUGCGAGAGUAUUUCAAAUGCGGAACGAGGUUUUUGCAACACAAAUAGAGGCUUUAAACAUGUUGCAGAUGAUGCAACAUCCAAAGAUAGUGAUUCAUUAAUACCUGAAUAUGCAUAUCCAACAAGUCAAGUAGGAAAUGGAUACUGGUGGCAACAUCCUAAAAUACAAGAGAAUUGGAAAACAGUUUUGUCAGCUGUAAUUUUGUUACUAGUUGGUAUUAUAUUGUUGUCAUUGGGGAUAGUGGCUAUGUUGAGGCCGGAAGACGGCUUACAUUGGGCAGUAUUCUUAUUAGCUGGCCUAAUUUGCUUCAUACCUGGCGCUUACCAUGUGGUGUAUAUUUGGCUUGCCGCUAGUGGCAAGAGAGGUUAUGAUUUUCACCAUUUGCCUUUAUUUACAUAAAUAUACAACAAAGACUACUGGUUUUUAACAUAGUGAGCGAACUUCUAAAAUGUAAUAAUUUAUAAUAUGAUAAUUACAAGAAGGCAACUAUUUUUUCUACAGGAAUGAUAUUUUACUAAUAAUGUGUAUUUGAUAACGGUUAACAAACCCAGGAUAGCCAUGAGAUAAUAAAAGUUAAGCUAGAUCUCCCAA